Molecule: messenger RNA, 2647 nt
Organism: Spodoptera litura
Lineage: Eukaryota; Metazoa; Arthropoda; Insecta; Lepidoptera; Noctuidae
Source: RefSeq, a predicted model, not a curated record
GUUCUGAUCGCGCCUAGACCAACAUCUAUUUGUGAAUUAUGUGCAACAUGCGGCUCUCGAGCUUUAGGUUAUUAUCGGUCUUACUUGGCUACUUAGUAGCUCAAGCAAAGGCUUACCCUAUGCAGGGAUGGCCUAUGUACCCGCAAACAUCUAGGGAAUACCCAGAUGAUGAAUACUACUAUGCUCCUAAAGUACAAUACUUUUAUGAUGCUCCAGCGAUUGGUGUCCCAGAAAUGCACGCUCAAGUUCCAUACCCCUAUUUCUACGACCCGUACGGUCACUUUAUUGCAAAUGAAGCGCCAAAAAGGCAGGAAGAGAGACUAGCCGCCUUGCCUAUUGGACAGGAAACUUGGUUUGAGAGUGACACCACGCCCCGCUGGCAAACCAACGAUGUUGAUGACGUCAGUGCAGCUUUCCUCGAUAAUUUGAUUCUUACGCAAAUGGCACAAGACGCACAGAGACGGCGCGAGAAUGCCCGCGCAGCCUUCCCGCCUGUUGAUUAUGACGAGCCUGAUGCCCAAGAUGAAGACGUGCGAGAACUGAAGGCUUUGGCUGGGAAACCUUUGUACCAUGUCCCCAAGACAGUGCCGAGGAUUGACGAUGAUGAUUAUGCAUCAGAUGAUGGCUUCAUCAACUGGAACGGAAACAAGAGAAGCGUAACUACCGCUGCACCACAGAUUACCACAGAGGCGGCCAAAGCUGGUGACAAAGAGUUUGUGAGGCCACAGCCUGCAGCCAACCCAUUUAGUCGUGGACCUCAAAACAGCCAGAACAAAAGAAGCAAUGCUUUCUACGAUACGAUCGUGCAGUAUUUCGCGGACAAGAAAACAAACAAGAAAUUACAAGAUACAGCAAAAGAACGAAGAAUCGAAAAGCGUUAUAUUGCUAAUGACUCGGAUCUAGUUGGAGAACUUCGAGGCCUAAAACAUCGCAUCUCCACUUAAACAAAUACUUCGGAAUUACCGCCAACAAAUAUGAGACUGAGUAAUAAGUAGAUUAAAUAGUUACGCAGCGGCGACAUCAUAGAACGUUCGCGAUAGGAGGCAAACAAAAUAACAAAAAAAUAUUAACAUUUGUCAAGAGCAUAUAUAAGGUUUAGAUACAUUACAUAAACUUUUGUCGUCCACUUUGAAUAAUAUAUUAAGUAAUUACGUGUCAAUAAUAUAAUACAAAGAGUUUAGAAAAUCCUUUUCUAUCUGUAUGGUCACUUCUUCCGUUACAGAACUAGUGUAGCUAUAUUAAGUGUGGGUACGGGUGUAAAUGAUGGUACAAACUGUGACUAUAAUCUCCAUUAGAACAAAUGAGUCGUUGACUGAAAUAUGCAUGAUGCUAUUAUUAAAGUUGCUCCUUCAAUUGGCAGCUACUAUGUCGCACGCGAGUGCAAUUUGUAAAUAUGUGUAGGUACUGAUCGUCUAAGACUUAUAAUUACAUAUUUAGAUAGAAGUCAAUACAUGAAAUAUCGAAAUGAAAAUCAUUCGGUAACUAUUUUUUCAUUUUGUAUAAAACUGCUGCCGAUAGUUUGGCAGUUUUGCUUCUUUGAUUGCAAGCUAUGGCAACAUAUGCGUGAGAUUUUCUCAUACGAAUUCUCUAUAUUCUUUGAAAUUAGGUAGUUACUGAAUUGAUUAUAAUUAAUUUUGUCUUCAUUUGUUUGUAACAACUGUUAUUGGCCUAUCUGGUAAACAUUGUAUUUUCUCUGGGGUGCUAACUCACUAUUUUAAGUUAAAUUAAUUAUCGGUCUAUGCAGACAAUAUUUAACACAAAACUAACUUUUUGCAAAGCAAAGACGCAACACGUACUUAGUAUCUAUAUAUAAAUUAUAUAUCUGUUAGGGUUAAGAUUCUCUCGGGAAGCAGAGGAUUACGUGAUAUUUUAGCUUUACUGCUUCUUACCUAACGUUAUUUAAUAUGCAUCUGGUCUAUAAGACCAAGAAAAAACACAAAAAAAUAAAACUUUGUUAAUCCAUUUUCUAUUUGCUAUUUUAAAAUAAAAGUUCGCUUACGUUCAUCUUUCAGCAAUUUUUGUGACCACAUUUUCUAAAAUUCCAAGUUUGUAUUUAAGAAAUCCAAGUUUGUCAUUAAGAUUUGAUAAGUAAUUGUAUCUUUCAAAGUACAUAUCUGUUUAUAUUAACGUCAAAUUACUUUCCUACGUUGAAAUGACAUGAUCCUUAUAAUUAGUUGUAAUGUAAUAUAAUGUGACCUGUAAAGUAUUACUAGUUGAUGUUAAACAUAAUGGAAGUAAAUAUUUUAAAAUACAGUUAGGGUUCUGUACACUUUAUUGUUACAAUCUCAGCUAUUAUUUUUACGGUCUGCAAACUCCUAUAUUAUGAGAGCCUAAGAAGUUAUACGAAGUAGUAGAAAAAUAUAAUUUUGUAUUGUACUAAACAUGUCCGAGCAGGUAUUUAGAUGCCGUUUUGCACAAUAUUGCUCAGAAUAUUGUCUAUCCGUAGAUACAUAUUGCUAUCUGUGUAUUUGUAUUCAAUAUAGACAUUAAUGUAUUUUCAUAGAUAGGUUUUUUUUAAUUACUUAUAGCCUACUUAUAACUGAAAAUGAACCUAUGGAUAUGGAUACAAAUCCGAACUUAGAGAGCUAUGAAAUUGUAUCAAUAUUUAAAUGAGAAUAAAAGUAAUACAAUCAUUUCGUGAAUUGUA